AUGUCUUCUCUAGAACCCCAUAACACUGCGGUUACAUCUUUCAAUGCUAAUCAUGCAUCCUACGAUCAAUUGAGACCCUCAUUUGAUGAUAAGAUUGUUAAUGCAUUUUUAAGUAAUUUAGGAUUGAAAGACAAUGACAAGUACAGGACAGAUAAGAAAAUCUUGGAAUUAGCAAGUGGUACCGGUAAAUUUACUAAAUGUUUAGUGGAAAGAGGAUGGGAACACGGUAAUAUAGAGGUGGUUGAGCCAUCUUCAGGGAUGUUGGAUACUUUCCGAAAGAACUUUCCAAAGGUCAAGGCAAAACUAGGAUCUUCAUAUGAGAUUCCAGCUGAAGACUCUUCAAUCGAUGCUGUUGUAGUUGCUCAAGGAUUUCAUUGGUUCUCUGAUCUUGAUUCCCUAAAAGAAAUUAAUCGUGUAUUGAAAAAGGAUGGAUACUUCGGAUGUAUUUGGAAUUACGAUUGUCCUACAAUUGGUCAAACUCUAUUGAAUCUCGAUGCUAAAAUUAAUUAUAUAUUCGAAGGCCCCGAGAAAAGCCACUUUGAUUCUUUAGUAAGGGUAAAGCCAAGAAGUCUCAACAAGCCAUUGGAAAUCUCCAAUGAAUUUUUUGAACAAUCUCCAUGGGCUAUAGCUGUUGCUGAACAUGUAUAUUCGUACGAUAUCAAAGUGCCACAGUAUCGUCGAGCUGUAUGGCGUAAACUAUUAAAUUCGAGCGAAGCUGCUUCUCUUUUCACCCCAAUUUUAGAUGAAAAUUUCCUUCUUUUUAUGACGACUACAACACCUGAUGAUGUCUUCAAAUUAUGGGAAACUAGAUCGUACAUCACUGAGUUGUCAAAUGAAAAGAAAGAGGAACUUAGAUUGAAGAUUAACGAUAUUUUAUCCAAAACUGUAAGAGAGAGCGAUAAAAUUAACGACAAUGAAUCUACUUUAUUAAAGAAGGCUUUAGGUACCCAUACCAUCACAACUAGGGCUCUCAAAUAA
Molecule: messenger RNA, 978 nt
Organism: [Candida] anglica
Lineage: Eukaryota; Fungi; Ascomycota; Pichiomycetes; Serinales; Debaryomycetaceae
Source: the annotation of a GenBank genome assembly